Molecule: messenger RNA, 2653 nt
Organism: Halichondria panicea
Lineage: Eukaryota; Metazoa; Porifera; Demospongiae; Suberitida; Halichondriidae
Product: sortilin-like
Exons: 20
Coding region: 86-2548 (820 amino acids)
Biological process (GO): Golgi to endosome transport; endocytosis; vesicle organization
Cellular component (GO): membrane; Golgi apparatus
Molecular function (GO): protein binding
Source: RefSeq, a predicted model, not a curated record
GUCAUGUGACUUGUUUCCAGUCAGAGCACACCGUAAGAAAGCUUUUGUCAAGAGUAGUACAAUUACAAGUAAGUGAAGAAGAGACAUGAGCACGUUCCCCCUACUGUUGUGCUGUUUAUCUAUUGUGAACUGUGGGUUAAUUCUUCCAAAAGAUGAGCUUCAUUUGAACCGUGGAAAUAGACUAGAAAAAUCACAAAGAUCAACUUCUAACAUCUUUGAGCUCCCAUCUUCAUUCAAGCACAAGCUUUUAAAGGAACAUCAUAAUGCUGUAUCCCAAAAAACAAACAUACUCUAUAGCUUACAAAAGAGAGACGUUUCAACAUGUGCUCUAGACAACAGAGAACUUGAAAGUGACGCGGUGGAACUGAAGGAAACAGCUGAGGCUGUUCAAGCUGUGUGGGUGGGGAAAGAUAUCAUACUGAUAGUUGCAUCUGACAAGUCAGAGACAGGUCACACCACUCUCUGGAGAGGAGAGGUGCGGAAGAGCUUAGGGAUAUUCCAAUUCACAGAUGAUACCAGAUCUAUCAAGGCCACCGUCUACCCAGACUCUCUGCAAGUCUCCUCAGUAGAGCCUCAUGACACAGUAAUUGUAGUCUCCUACUCUCACCACCUCAUCUUUGUCAGUCGCAAUUACGGUGUUAACUGGGACCAGUACACAACACCCACCACUGACUUUGACCCCGUGGGCAGUCUGUACAUGAGCAAGCAAGACCCAAGACACUUGAUGAUUAAAUCAAGAGGGGGAGAUUUGUUUGUGUCAGAUACUCUAGGAGAGCAUUGGAACCACGUUGCAGCACAAGUGCUUAUGGCAGAACUUGGUAGAACAGACCAGGGAGAACACGUGUACUUCAUGACCCAGGCUGGCAUCUCUGCAUCCAAUCCUCUCUACAGAAUGGAUAUCUCAUCAAGAAAUAAAGAUGUAAUUGAUCGUUCUACAUAUCGUUUCCGUGUGGACAAUCGCUACCUGUUCAUCUCUCGCAAAAACACUACUAAUAACAAGCAGGCUGACAGCCAAUCUCGCAGACUGUACGUGUCCAGCAACUAUUACACUCAUUCAGAGAAGGUGGGAUUCACUGAGGUACAGCUUCCCUCCCUAAAGAACCAACAGUUUUAUGCGGUCAUGGCCACUCAUGAGACAGGAGCUUUUAUUCAUGUCUAUGAUGGAACAGACUCAACAGCUGGUAACCUAUACGUAUCAGACAGCAGUGGCUCCAAGUUUGGCCUUUCUCUUACUGAUCAUCUGUUUAAGGUUCAAGAGUACCCACUGGGCCACUAUUCUGUGCACGACUUUUAUGAGGUGAAGUCCACUAGGGGAGUCUACAUCACGACAACAGUCAAAAAAGGAGAUGGUGGUCAUGUGUCGAAGAUAACCUUCAAUAAUGGUGGGACCUGGCAAAAAUUGAAAGCACCUGACUCCACCAAUUGUCACCUCCCCGAUUGCUCUCUCCAUCUCCACCUUCGUUACAGUCAGUACAUACUCCCAUUCUACAACUAUUCAUCACUCAAGAUGCCGUUCAGCAUUGAGACAGCCCCGGGAAUCAUCUUAGCACAUGGAUCCGUUGGGCCCAUCCGUAACAACUCGUUCCCCAAGCUCUACGUGAGCAGUGAUAGUGGUCAUACGUGGUACGACCCAGACCUUCCCGCGGGUACCUACUCUUAUGGCAUCGGGGACUAUGGCAACAUCAUCACUGUGGCUCCAGACAGUGAAAAUGUACCAUACAUGUGGUUCUCUCACAAUCGUGGCAAGUGCUUCACCAAGAAGCAAUUUGACUCCACCACUCAUUUCACGACUCGUGGUAUCCUAAUCGACCCGUCCGCCGCCAGUCUGUUUGGGUUCGUGAUGGGCGUGGAGGGAAUGGGCUCCACGGAUGAGUGGAGGAUCAACGCUGUUAACUUUCAGAGCCUCCUGCAAAGACCUUGUGUUGCUGAUGACUACGCACUGGUGACGGAGCACGAAGGCAUGGGAGUCUGCAUUCUUGGUUACCAGAGUGUAUACAACCUCACGAAGGAGGAAAGUGUAUGUUACAACCCAGCAAGUUACAGCUACAAGCCAGUCAAGAGCAACAAGUGCAACUGUGAUUAUUCUGACUUGGAAUGUGAUUAUGGAUUCAAACGCAGUAGUGCUGACAAGUGCUCUAAGAUCCCCAACGUGGGUCUCUCAGAUGUUUGUCCCCCAGGAACUGACACUUAUCAACAGAGUGUCUCUGGGUUCCGGCUAAUACCUGGUGAUCAAUGUGUGCCAACUGAUGACAGCAAGAAGCUGGUGGCCACUGUCACAAAACAGUGCACCAGCCAUGAGAAGCAGUCUGGUAUACACCCGGUCACUUUCUCAUCAAUGAGCACUGCUGGGAAGAUUGUUGGUGGGAUCUUUAUAGUCUUGGCGGCGUUGGUUGCAGCAGGACUUACGCUCUUCUGUUGGCUGAAAUGCAAGAGUAGAACAUACACAUCACAUGACAAAGUAUACUACCAGCGGCUACCACUUCAUGAGACUGGGGGCCGGUUCAGUGCCAAUGAUGAUACGAGCAGUGAUGAGGAUAUACUAACUUGACACGUACAAAUGCAACUGGUAUAAACUUAGUGUUGUUUUGUGUUCAACCAUCGCAGUCCAUGCAUGUUAUUGUCAAUACAGUAAUUUUUUGUUAUUGCUACAGUA